Alligator sinensis (Chinese alligator) is the source of this 585-nucleotide messenger RNA. RefSeq names its product kallikrein-14-like. Lineage: Eukaryota; Metazoa; Chordata; Crocodylia; Alligatoridae. The transcript is spliced from 3 exons. The record is from RefSeq and is a predicted model, not a curated record. Bases 151 to 564 code for a protein of 137 amino acids. Gene Ontology annotation, biological process: proteolysis. Gene Ontology annotation, molecular function: serine-type endopeptidase activity.
GUGUCUAACUAUGUCUUCUGCUACAGCCUCAUCAGCAUACGCCUUGGAGAGCACAACCUCAAAGGUGUGGACUGGACAGAGCAGCUGAGAUUGCCCUGCAAAUUAAUCCGUCAUCCCGACUACAAGCCCCGAUCCAAAGACAACGAUAUCAUGCUGGUCAAGCUGUGCAGGCCAGUUCAAAUCAACAAAAAUGUCCAGCCCCUUGCACUUGCUGCCAGCUGCCCUGUUCCAGGCAUGGUCUGUCAGGUGUCGGGAUGGGGUACUACCACCAGCCCAGGAGUAAGCUACCCAAACAUCCUCCAGUGUGCCAAUCUCACCAUCAUUCGCCCAGAGGUGUGCCACGUCAUCUACCCCAACCUUUUCAACCAAAACACAGUGUGUGCCAGCGGGGGUAAGGUGGAUGCAUGCCAGGGUGAUUCUGGAGGACCUCUGGUCUGCAAUGGGAAGCUCCAAGGCAUUGUUUCCUGGGGACCUCAGGUCUGCGGGGACCCCAACUAUCCCGGUGUCUAUACCAGUGUCUGCAGGUUCAAGAAGUGGAUUGAGGACACCAUAAGGAACAACUGAUGCCCUACCCAACAUCCCCCA